Messenger RNA from Effrenium voratum, 1155 nucleotides. The record is from the annotation of a GenBank genome assembly. NCBI's taxonomy places the organism in Eukaryota, Dinophyceae, Suessiales, Symbiodiniaceae.
AUGCUGCGGCAGCCCGUUGCCUGGGCAGCUUUUCUCGUGGCGCUGACCGCGGCAGAACGGGUUCGUGAAGUUCGCCAUUCAGUUCCUCCCAGGGAGCUGUGCAGGGAAGUCCUGCCGUUCCCCGACAGUUGCGACAAGCUGAAGACGGGCUGGUACAAGGUGAACGAAACAGGCCUCCAGCUGCAGGACUGCACCAUUAGUGCUGGGACGGAUGUGAAGGUCCAGUUGGACCAGCCGUUGAUCGUCCACGGGAAUCUCACAGUGCAGGGUAGCGUCACCUUCGAGGGCCCUGGUACAGCAUUUCAGCAGGCUUGCCUCCAAGUGACAGACGGCGUGACAAUCUCCGGCAGCAUGGUGAUGAAGAAUUGCAGCAAUGCCGGAGACUCUCCGUGGCCUUGCAAGGAUCCUGGCGAUAAUAAGGGCUGCGGAGGCUGCCUUCAAGCUACCUCCUUGUCCAUGGAGGAGGGGCUUUUGGAGCUGCGGGACUGCCAUUCCCAAGGACUGGGGGCGGGUGCGGCGCUGCGCAGCCUGCGCCAAAGGGCCGGCGAGAUGCGCUUCACCAAGUGCGCAGCAGAGAUGCAAAGCGGAGGAGGCCUUUAUGUGGGUGACCUGGCCCAAGCUGGAGGCCAGAUGACCUUCAAAAACUGCGGCGCCAGCGGAGCAGGAGGAGGACUGUUUGCGCGAAGCACUUCCACCAACGGCGCAAUACUCUUCGAGGGGUGCACAGCAGGCAGAGGCGGCGGCGCCCACGUCACUGGCCACCUCCGGCAGGGCCCGGCUGGGCGCCUCCAGUGCCACGGCUGCACGGCAAAGGGCUCCGGCGGCGGCUGCCUCUCCAUCUACGGCAACCUUAUGGCUGAGGGCUAUGUGGAGGCGGUGGAGGUGUCGGCCGGGAGCGGCGGCGCCUCCGUGAUGUGGGGCUUUGGGCACGCCAGGUUCCUCUCGCUUUCUGUGUCACAGGCCCGUCCCCCAGCGUUGCUGGUGAAUGGCCUCGUGGCGGCGCAAAAGCUGACCUCCGGACCAUCCAAGUGGGCCCUGGAGGUGAAGGCGUAUGAGGGAAUCGAUGUGAAGUCCGCAGACUGCAGAGAAGUCGCGGAGUGCAGCUUUAAGGUCAACGAAAAGUGGCUCACCAAUUUCAGGCAGUUUCUGACUUGA